AUGGACAAUGGAUGGUUUGCAAGUGGUUACUUCGUCAUGGAGCAGUUGGAGGUCAGCACAUUUCCCCGCCUAUCCUAUUGCCCACUUUGGGAGAUGACCGGGGCCCAACCUGGCCUCGACAAUUUCGGCAAAUCCGGUGAGGAGCACAGGGUACAUCGCGCGUCAGUUCCAGCUCAAGCAGCGAAAAGGCUCCGUUCUCAUUUUCUCGAAUGUUAUUCCGGUGAAACGGCCGUCUUCGUCCGAACUGGAGGGAAGUUUGAGUCCAAGGCAGGCUACACUGUCGACAGGAGUCUGUUUGUCCAUCACUACCUUGGCUUCAAAGGGCUUGGAGGGGGCGGUCGAAUGGAGUCGAGUGUGACUUUGCCAACGGCCCAUGCCAAGGCAAGUCAAGGUCGGCCGAUGCCGGUGGUUGCGACUGAGCAACGCAGCGAGAACGUCCACAAAGCUGCUGCCGUUGUCGCGUUCAUCUACGCGGCCAUGGUGGGUGUGGAUUUCGUGCCCAGGGUGUGGAAAGUUAGUCGAGAGGACUGGGAAACCGUCUGUCAGCUCUCACAGUCCCAGCUCAGGCCAAUGUCCUUGAAGCGACUCGGGGAAGACAAUUACCGCAAUGUGGUGACGAUGGCAGUGCGUGGUCUGAUACAUACUGGCAAGCCCCUAGAUGGUCCGGUGCUCGAUGCUCUGCGCAAAGGCAUGGAAACCUUAGACUACCCCGAGGAGCGAAUCGCGGAGCUGAUCCACGGCGUCCCGGCCGACAAGGCUGAGGACAUAAGGAAGCUUUGGAGCAAAAAUGCAUGA
This is a messenger RNA of Symbiodinium sp. CCMP2592, 795 nucleotides long. The record is from the annotation of a GenBank genome assembly. Lineage: Eukaryota; Dinophyceae; Suessiales; Symbiodiniaceae.